Molecule: messenger RNA, 1524 nt
Organism: Wallemia ichthyophaga EXF-994
Lineage: Eukaryota; Fungi; Basidiomycota; Wallemiomycetes; Wallemiales; Wallemiaceae
Exons: 2
Coding region: 1-1524 (507 amino acids)
Source: RefSeq, a predicted model, not a curated record
AUGACUGGUGAGUGGAAGGGUAGAGAGAGUAUGGUACUAGAGCUAAUGAGACGCAAUGCAGAUACCCCACAACAACAACAACAACAACAAAAACAACGCACUCAAACCACACAACAUUCUCAACACGCUCCCCAAGCACAAACAAAUGAAGAAAUGAUACCAAGGAAGAAAGUAUUAGGUCUGCUUCAAUUCCUAGGCCCACCAGUUGGAUGUAAAAUGUUCCAGCACGUCAGCGAGCUUGCUACACUGCCUGGACUGGAUCUUGAGUCGGGCAUGUCGAGGAUAGCAUUCAUGCCUAUAUGGCUGCACCUUCCAGCCGACAAGGAGUGGGACGCAGAGGAGAUCUGCAAGACUGGCCUCAAGCUGCCACAGGGAGGCGUAGGCAACAAGGCACCCGUGCUCGAGGAUCAUUUAUGCAAGAUUGGACGACCAGAUAUUGGUAUUGAGCACUGGUACGAAAUGGGAGACUGGGUUUGUUCAGAAUGCCGCUUUUUAUGCUGGGCAUCAAAGAACGAAUGCCGCGAGUGUGGAGCCAGCGGAAAUGAUCCUGUUAACAAGUCAUCGGUUCAAACAGCUCGCCCUCAGCAGCCACCGGUGAGAGUGGCGUUGCGAAAUGCUCUUUGUGUCGAGGCAUUAGAUGCUUUCGCAAAGAGUGAAACGGUAAUGCUCAUUUCGGGUGGAGAAAAGAUAGAGACAGGCACUGCAGCAUCGAGACGCUCCCCAGAAGCGGACAAGAAGAGGAUUCCAAUCACGCCAGCCAAGGUGCAGUCCGGCGUCUCUGCACAGAUGCCACAGUCUGCACCGCUGCCAAUGCGCUCGUCGUCUCGCUCGUCAACUGGAUCGACCGGGAGCGGAGUGGGAUCGAACCCAGCUAGCGCACACGCUCAAGCACAUUCAAACAAGGCAAAAGCAGCACCACGUUUGUCCACGUCGCCCCUCCCAACGUCUACAAGCUUCGACACCACGUGGAUGCCAACUGGCAGCGCAUCGAACACGUUCCCAGAGAAUAACGGAUUCCUAUCGAGACAGCGCUCGAGGGCAAACAACUCGAGACGCAACCCACCUACACCGUUGCUGCCAAUAUUUGCCUCGGGAUGGUCGCAGCAGGACCACAAUUACAAUCUGUCUCCAGCGCCCCUCAAGUCGACCGGUCUGCUCACUCCCAUCUCGUCACCCAUCUCGACCACCUCAGACAACUUCACACUUGCAGAUCUGCACGCUGACGCCCAGCCAGUUGAACGUAGAUCGUCGGGCUCAGGAUCCGGUAUCCAGCCUAUUGGCAGACCAAAGGCAAAGACAGCGAACCCAUACCAGACAAACUUUACCGCCAACUUGCCUUCUCCACCGCAAUCAGCUGAGUCGUCUCCAAACAAGUUUGAUCCAUUCAACAACAACGAGAACGCGGUCGGCAAGAACAUCACAAACAAACAUACCAAGGAUAUACCAACCUCACCAUCGGAGCAAGACGUCGAGGAUGCUUUAUUUAAAGCGUCAACAGCACUCGUGGAGUUUUGCUUGAACUGA